Molecule: messenger RNA, 2337 nt
Organism: Phanerochaete carnosa HHB-10118-sp
Lineage: Eukaryota; Fungi; Basidiomycota; Agaricomycetes; Polyporales; Phanerochaetaceae
Exons: 6
Coding region: 1-2337 (778 amino acids)
Biological process (GO): microtubule-based movement
Cellular component (GO): microtubule; kinesin complex; nucleus
Molecular function (GO): microtubule motor activity; ATP hydrolysis activity; ATP binding
Source: RefSeq, a predicted model, not a curated record
AUGUCGACGAAGCCAAAGACAACCCGCACCACUACGGCAAGAACAAAGGCUGCGACGAAUCCGCCACCAGCCCCAUCGAGGACGACGCGGACUGGCACGAGGGCUACACCAACGCCGCCCCCAAGCGAACCACCGAAGAGAAGCACGACAAGGAAACCGCUCGCAACCCGCGAGAACUCUCUCGAGCACAAGACUCCUACUCCGGACAACUCGCAGCCGAAAGCCACAUUGCCGAAGCCUUCAAGCCAAGCGAGCAUAAUAGAUGAUACAGACACAGAGCCUAUUCGAGCCUUUCUUCGCAUACGGCCGCAGUUGGGAGAAGACGAUGAGACGAUGCAACCAAAACCGUAUCUCGAGCCUAUCUCAGAUACAGCCGUACGUAUGUCAGACUCAACACAAUCCUCCAGUCUCCCAACCUCUCGUCUAUCAACUGUGCCACCGUCGUCAAUCUAUACUUUCUCCCACAUCUUUCCUCCGGCAACGAAUCAAUCUGAAUUCUUCGCGAAAACAACCUUACCACUAGUCAAAGACGUCCUUGAGGGGCAAAGUGGGCUAUUGUUCACGUAUGGAGUAACCAACUCUGGCAAGACCUAUACUAUACAGGGAGGUAGCGAAGAGGGGAGUGCGGGUAUUUUGCCGCGGACGCUGGACAUUAUCUUCAAUAGCAUUGAAGGCUUGCACGGAGACGGAAGGUUUCGUCCAGUCCGAUUACAAGGCAUUGAAGCGGCGGUUCCGAGCUGCUCGGAUUCGCAAAGCUCUUCAAUGCACGGCUUUGCACGGUCCAGCUCUUCCCCGGCCUUGGCAGAUGUCCUUGCAGACCCCCCACCCGAAGAUCCCGACACCGACCCAACAACGCUCAAGCUUGACCGAAAUCAUGAGUACACGAUCUGGCUAUCGUAUUCCGAGGUCUACAAUGAGAAGGUCUACGACCUCUUUGCUUCCGUCAACGACGGCGAGCCGUCGUCAGCGCAGACAGCAGGCAUCCGACGCCCAACAUCCUCAUUCCUCAACAUGCCUGCUGGGAACGGCUCCAAGCCACUCCUGCUCACGCGGAAGGCACUGUCGGUGAAGCCGUGCCCACCUUCCGACAACGAUUCGGGUGACGGCACAUCUGGCGGCAAGUACGUUGCCGGUCUGAGGCAGAUCCAGGUGACGUCUGCAGCGAAAGCGAAAGCGUUGCUAAGACUCGGUCAGAUGCACCGACAGGUCUUUGGAACGCUGGCGAACAGCCAGAGUAGUCGUAGUCAUGCGCUUGUGACAAUCAAGGUCCUGCGAGUACACCGAGGCGAGAGAAAUGAUCCAUCAUCCAUUCAAACAUCCCGUCUAACCCUGGUCGACCUCGCCGGCUCUGAACGCACAAAACACACCCACACAACUGGUGACCGCUUGCGCGAGGCCGGCAAUAUCAACAAGUCGCUCAUGGUCCUCGGCCAGUGCAUGGAAACAAUGCGCACCAACCAGCGUGCCGUUGCGCGGAGCCUCGCCACGAGCCAAGACCGCAUCGACACGCGCGAUGUCAAGAGGGGUCUCGCGGUCGUACCCUUCCGGCACAGCAAGCUCACCGAGAUCCUCAUGGACUACUUCGUCGGCGAGGGACGCGUCGUCAUGAUCGUGAACGUGAACCCGUAUGAUACAGGCUACGACGAGAACUCGCACGUCAUGAAGUUUUCGGCUCUUGCCAAGGAUGUUUGUACGACUGCGCCAACGGCAGUGUCGCGUGCGCUGCCCGCUCUGCCCCCGCACCUUCAGCAGCAAGCAAUAACGAAGAGUUUAGCGGGUGAGGGGAGGGCCAACGAUGUCGCUCCUCAUCGCAGGAAGGUUACCAUCUCCAUUGGUGGUAGAGGCGGGCGUGUCGUUAGCGAGACACAUCUGGAGGUGCUGGAAGAGGACGAAGAACGGGGAGAUGAUGAUGAUGCCGACGACGACGAGCCCAUCAACCCACUCGUUGAUGCACUCUUCGACGAGAUCGAACGUCUUCGUAUGCAGGUCGGCCCAUUCCUCCAGUGUUAUUUCUUUGAGAGCGAGAUGCGCUGUGCAAUCAUCGAAGCCGAGACGCGUGAAGAGGUCAUUCAAGAGAUGGAGGGACGCAUGCAGCAGAUGGAGAAGAUGUACAACCGUCGGUUAAUGAAACAGAUGGAGCAGAAUGAGAUGAAGAUGGACGCGAAGAUCGACAUGCUCCAGCGUUCCGGCAUGCUUGGAAAAGCUGCGCCUGCUGUUCCACAGCCUGGGCAGAAAGAGGUCCGCGGAGAUGAGGUACUCGAGGACAUUGAGGAAGAGGGCGAAAUCGAACGAAGCCUGGUAGGAUUGAUACUUUGUCGAACUCGGUGCAAUCGCUGA